AUGACCAAUUCCGAUGCAGAGGAGCCAUGUGCACGACCACCAAAUAAAAAAUUUAAAAAAAAUCCAAAGAAGACUGCGACAUCGAAUUUUGGAUCCUCUUUGUUUAAAAUAUUAGAAAACCACCAAAAAAUACCAGAAGACCCGGAAAAAUCUUUUUUGUUGUCAUUACUCCCUCAAAUUAAGUCGUUGGACGAAGACCAAAAAAUGUUGAAUUUUUAA
Messenger RNA from Macrosiphum euphorbiae (potato aphid), 219 nucleotides. The record is from the annotation of a GenBank genome assembly. Lineage: Eukaryota; Metazoa; Arthropoda; Insecta; Hemiptera; Aphididae.